UGCAUGAAAUAUAUAUUACUGGCCAAGCUUUUAACAAAUAAAAUAAAUAUCCACGAUGACUCAAAUCACGCAGUUUAUUUGAUACGAAAACAAAUAUUCCUACACGUAUAGGUUAAUUUUCACCAGGACCAGGAGCUUUUUUGAAACCCUAACUUUGCAGACAAGCAUGAGACUCGGCAUUGACGAGCCGACAUGACGCUCUUCGUGAGACUCUUCCUGCUGCAGCCCAUCCUCUUCUCCUCAGCGUGGUCAGGAAUAAGAGUGCAGGACAGCAGCCACGACACCGACUUGUACCAACAAGAUGGCCCCAUACAGGACGACAAAUCUUAUCUCAAGAACAUUUCUCCCGCUCCCUCCCUUCCCCCAAACCCUCAUACGUUACCUAACCCUUUCAAACUCCCCCCGCACGACGACGAUCUCCCUUACCCGUUCACGAAACACUCACAGCAGCCGAGAUUGCCGACACGCAAGGCACGCAUCAGAUUGCCGCCUUUCGUAGACCAACUGCCACCUGGACCCUUCAUAGACCCUGAGCGGUCCGGCAACGUCACGGCGCUGGUGGGGCGCCUUGCCACGCUCAACUGUCGCGUCAACCAGAUCGGCAACAGAACCGUGUCCUGGCUUCGUGACCGCGACACGCACCUGCUAACGGUAGGCAGGUACACGUACACGAGCGACCAGCGGUUCAGGGCGCAGCACAACACCGGCUCAGAGGACUGGCCCCUGACCAUCGAGUACGCGCAGGUGCGAGACUCUGGUGUCUACGAGUGCCAAGUUUCAUCCACGCCACCCAUACGCCACUACAUUUGGCUCAACGUUGUAGAACCUCAGACACAGAUCGUGGGUGAUCAUGACAUCUACAUCAAUAGGGAGAGCAGCAUCAACUUGACGUGCAUUGUAGACUACACGCCUGAACCGCCUGCCUACGUCAUCUGGAAGCACAACGGCAAGGUUGUGAGCUACGACAGUGAGCGAGGUGGGGUGAGUGUGGUGACGGACAAGGGCCCCACCACCUCCUCUAACCUCAUCGUGCGUGGGGCCAGCAUUCGCGACUCUGGGGUCUACUCCUGCAGCCCCAGUACGGCCCCAACUGCUGGGGUCACAGUCCAUAUCCUCAAUGGCGAGCAUCCCGAGGCGAUGCAGCAUGCGGGACACUCCCCCCAGAGGGUAUCCAUGCUACUGCUGGGCAGCUACAGCCUCGCCCUGCUACUAAUGCUUGCUCUUCCCUUCCACUAUUGAAAUUACUGGUCCCUGUUGAAAAUACUGGCCCACCAUUGAAAAACCUUGCCUCCCAUUAAAAAUAUUGAGCCCUAUUUAAAAAUACUGUCAACCCAAUGAAAAUAUUGGCGCCCUAUGGAAAAUACUGGCCCACCAAUGAAAAUACUUGCUCGUUAUACAGAAAAGUGACUCAUCAUUGAAAAUAAUGGCACCCAUUGAAUAUAUAGACACAUCAGGGAAAAUUCAUUGAACAUACCCCCUCCUCCAUUGAACAUAUUGCUCUCCCAUUGAAAACAAUGCCCCCCCCCAUGGAAAAUACUGGCUCUUCCAUCGAAAAUACUUGUUUCGUUUGAAAAAAAUUACUCCCCCCAUUAAAAGUUCCGGCGCCCCAUAGAAAAUACUUGUUUCCCAUGGAAAAUACAGGUCUGCUCAGCGGAGGACCAUAAAUAAUCUGGACAUCACGAUUUCCUCCCCAUUAAAUUAUUAGAUUGUCACUGCAAAUGCAGCGUUUGGUCAGUAUCCUUCAAAAUCCUGACAAAAAAAUGAUCCUUGUAUAAAAUUUAAUUGAGUUUGAAAAUUAAAGAAAAGCCAAUUGCAUUAAUUUUACUGAAAUUUUGCUUAAGGUAAAUCAGUUAACUUUUUCUCAUAUAUUUCUCUUUUUGAGCUCCGGCGACGACAUCACAAAGAUGAACGCUAUGUUGGUUAAUUGUAAAGUUUUAACGUAUCAUUUCUAUCCUGAUCCUGAGUGAGGUCAGAGCUUACAAUGUUUUAAUCUUGGCGCUUGUGGUGAUACUGUAUGCGGGAGCUUAUCUUCAUCUGUUGUCUUGUAUCAAAUGCUGUCCUGAGAGAUAUUGUUCGGCCUGUUAUCUAUACAAAACACUUUUUACAAUUUUUUCACAAGAAUGUAAAUCUGACAUCUUUAUCUUUAUAUUAUCUGCCAACCAACGUAAGUCUCCAGGGAUGUGUGGAAUAGUCCAAACUAAGAAGUUGUUGUGUUAAUUUUGAUAAGUUGAAAUAACCAUUCUUUAUGAUCUAGUUUCAUUGGAAAAACUGGAGUUUUAAACUGAAUAAUUGAACAAUAUGCUGAAAUUUUUGCACAGUUAGGCAGACUUGCAAUGGCAAGGACCCUACAUGAUGCGUUCAAAUAAAGUAGCCAUGCACAUAUACUGCACUCUAUAUAGUUCAGAGAUCGAAUAAGAAAUAAAAUUUUCGAUUUAUU
Molecule: messenger RNA, 2437 nt
Organism: Hyalella azteca
Lineage: Eukaryota; Metazoa; Arthropoda; Malacostraca; Amphipoda; Hyalellidae
Exons: 7
Coding region: 193-1239 (348 amino acids)
Biological process (GO): synapse organization
Cellular component (GO): neuron projection membrane
Source: RefSeq, a predicted model, not a curated record